Clunio marinus is the source of this 1830-nucleotide messenger RNA. Lineage: Eukaryota; Metazoa; Arthropoda; Insecta; Diptera; Chironomidae. The record is from the annotation of a GenBank genome assembly.
AGUCAUUUUCUAAACUUCAAGAAGACAAGAAAUAUGAGAAACAUUUUUGGGUUUAUUGCACUUUUAUCAGUGAUUUACAAUUUGGAAUUUUGCUGUGCACAAGAAAAGGUUGUGAACAUUGAAAAUGGAAAAAUUGUAGGUGAAGAAAAGGAAAAUUAUUAUGCUUUUCUUGGAUUGCCUUAUGCUGAGAGUCCAACCGGUGAAUUAAGAUUUGCACCACCAAAAAGAUUCACUCAAACUUGGGAUGAUGUCAGAGAAUUUAAAAAGUUCGGUUCAAUGUGUGCACAAUAUUCUCAAAUAGGUUACUCUUAUCAUGGAGAUGAAGAUUGCUUAUCACUUAAUGUGUUUGUGCCAAAAACGGUUCUAGAUAAAGACGAGAAAGUUCCAGUCAUUUUCUUCGUUCAUGGAGGUGCAUUCAUGUUUGGGGGCAGUGAUGCAUAUGGCCCUGAAAACAUCAUGAGAUCACAAAAUAUGAUACUUGUGACUGUAAAUUAUCGAUUAGGAACUCUGGGAUUUAUGACUACUGAAGAUGAAGUCAUUUCUGGUAACUUUGGAAUGAAAGAUCAAGUCGAAGCACUGAAGUGGGUUCAACGAAACAUUGAAGCAUUCAAUGGUGAUCCAACGAAAGUUACAAUUGUCGGAUAUUCAGCUGGUGGUGCGAGUGUUCAUCUUCAUUAUAUGUCACCAUUAUCUGAAGGAUUAUUCAACAAUGGAAUCUCACAUUCGGGUUGUGCUCUCAAUCCGUGGGUGAUGAUGGAGAAUGGAAAGGAAAAAGCACAUCAAGUAGCGAAAAUCUUAAAUUGUCCCAUUGAUAAUCAUCAGAAAAUGUUGGAAUGCUUAAGAAAGAAGCCAGCUAAAGAUUUGGUGAUAGUUACAAAAGAAUUUCAACCAUUCUUGUACAAUCCUUUUUCACCUUUCGCUGUUACCGUUGAGAAACACAGUCCAACAGCUUUCUUAACAGAUCAACCUCUUAAAUUUCUUAUGGAUAAAAAGUUUCUGAAUCGUCCAUGGCUAUUGUCACAAACCGAAGAUGAAGGAUUGUACCCUGGUGCAGAAUUUUAUAACGAAAAAUAUUUGAAGACGAUAAAUGAUAAAUGGGAUGAUCUUGCACCUCAUAUUCUUGACUAUAAUUUCAGUACAACGAAUGCGAAUAGAAAAGUUCAUGUCAGCAGGAAAAUACGAAAGCAUUAUCUUGGCAUUCAUGAGAUAUCGAAAGAAACCUUCAAUGCUUUUAGAGACAUGCUUAGCGAUCGCUUUUUCAAAUUUGAUGCCUACAAUGCUAUUCAAAUACAUGCUCGUCAUGCACCUGCUUAUUUCUACUACUUCCGCUACAAAAGUCUAAGUGGUUUAGCAGAAUUUUUGUCAAAUUCUAAAGAAAAUAUCGGAGUUUCACAUGGUGAAGACGUUCUUCUCAUUUACGAACAUAACUUGCGUGACAUUCCAUAUUCUAAUGAAGAACUUGAAAUGGGAAAUGAAUUGAUCAACAUGUACUAUGCGUUUGCAAAGGAUAGUAAAGCUAUCUUUGGAAAGAAAGAAAUCGAACAAACGAAACCAAGCAAAGUUAAAUGUAUGGAAAUCAAAUCAUCCUCUGAUUAUAAGAAUAUUGAUGUGACUCAAGAUUUUGGCCAUUCCGUCUUUUGGGAGCAUAUUCAAGAAAUACUUCAUACAAAGGAAAGAACUUAUUAUGAUGAAUUGUAGGUGUUAUUGAUAUCUUUUUCUUUCAAUAACGAGGAUCAAUAAUUUUUCUAGUUUCAAACAAUAAACGGAAAUUCAAAUUAAUAAAACUUAACGGUGACAAAAAAUUUAAACAUUUCAAUAUUUCUAAACACA